Molecule: messenger RNA, 2481 nt
Organism: Bufo bufo (common toad)
Lineage: Eukaryota; Metazoa; Chordata; Amphibia; Anura; Bufonidae
Gene: GPR156
Product: G protein-coupled receptor 156
Exons: 9
Coding region: 134-2410 (758 amino acids)
Biological process (GO): gamma-aminobutyric acid signaling pathway; G protein-coupled receptor signaling pathway
Cellular component (GO): membrane; G protein-coupled receptor heterodimeric complex
Molecular function (GO): G protein-coupled GABA receptor activity
Source: RefSeq, a predicted model, not a curated record
GAGCCUGCAGUGACAGUCGGGACCCCUCUGACCUUGUCCUAAUAGGACUGUGCUGGAAUCUGCCACUUCUAUGACUGGGAGACUGUGGCAGGUUCUGGAUGCCAGUGGGUGAGCCUGGCACUGGGCACAGGAUAUGGAGCCCGCCCUGAACUGCAGCGCCCUGCACCAGUGUCAUCUGCACCCAAGACUGGACAAACUGGAAACUGUGGGAAUAUUACAGGAUCUGUGCCGGGCAUCGAGGGCACCGGACGUGGCGCUCAUUUCCGUGGCGGUGCAGGGGGUCCUCGGGUCUCUUCUCACCUGUGGACUUUUCUUGUCCAUCUUUUUCUUCAUCUUCACCAUUCGCUUCCGGAAAAACAGGAUAGUGAAGAUGUCCAGUCCCAACCUGAACCUGGUCAUCGUGCUGGGCAGCGUCUUCUCCUACAUCAGCGCCUUCAUGUUUGCUGCGCAAGGACACACUGUCUCCAUGGAAACGAUAAUUCAGGCCCGGGUCAGUCUCCUCUAUAUUGGGCUCAGCCUUGUGUUUGGACCUCUGCUGGGGAAGAGCUGGAGACUUUACCGAGUGUUCACUCAUCGAGUGCCGGAUAAACGAGUGAUUAUAAAGGACAUCACGCUGCUGGGGCUGGAAGCUGCUCUGCUCUUCAUGGACUCUCUGCUGCUUCUCUCCUGGGUGUUAUCUGACCCUGUGACCUGUGUCCAGAAUGUGAGCGCCAGCAUUAAGGCUGCAGAACGCGCCACAUUCUGUGAAGUCACCAGGACGCACCUCUGCUCCUCCAAGUACAUGGACUUCUGGAUCGCUCUUCUUCUGGGGUUCAAGGGCAUGUUUCUGGUGUACGGCACUUACCUGGCCGGCCUGACCAAGAAUAUCAGCACUCCCCCGGUCAACCAGUCUCUGGUCAUCAUGGUGGGCAGCAGCCUGGUGAUUGUGGCCACCGUGACCGUCCUGUCAGUGUCACGGUUCUUCUAUAACUGGUCCAGCCUGGUCUAUGGGGUGACAGCUGGAAGCGUCCUCCUCUGCACCACCACCAUCACAUGUCUCAUCUUCAUCCCACAGCUUUUGCAGUGGAAGCAGUUUGAGGAGGAGCCAAGUCAGACCAACGUGCAGAUGGCCAAAUAUUUCAACAGUCCUUGCAAGAGCAUAAGGUCUAUGUACAGUGAAGAGCAGAUCUACCACCUGCUGGGAGAGAACACCUCCAUGAGGCGGCUGCUGACCGAGAAAAAUGCUGUGAUAGAAAGUCUCCAGGAGCAGGUGAUCAAUGCCAAGGAGAAGCUGGUGGAGCUCCUGAAGUCAGAAUGUAGCGUGGAAAUUACACAAGUGUCGGCGAUAUCCACCUCCACGCCGACCAUCAAUCAGCACAAAGCAGCUACAGACGAGACCGCUGCUAAUAGUGAAAAUAAAGGACCCUCGACCAGGGCUCCGGACGAGGACAUAAACCACAGUCCGUCCAUCCAGGCUGCUGUGAAAUGCACAGGUGAAGACGUGAAGCCCUCUGCUGAGGAAGGAGGCAAUUUCCAAGAGGUUGUCCUUCCAUCUCCAGAACCAAAAGAAGACAAUGACCUGGCUGCAGUCUCCAGAAACGUCAGCUUUGUCAACAGUGUUCCUAAUGAGUACUUAGAGAAAUUGGUGGACGGCCCCUCCGAGGCUUGGGAGCAACUGUCACGGAAGGUGAACUACGUCAGCAGUGAGAAGCUUCAGGAGAUUCUCAGGGAGCUCAGUAUAGAGACUCUGUCCGCAUCUAGUCAGCUGUCUCCUCGGAGGCAGAGACGUGCCAGCCACAGCAUCCAACAAGAAGCCAUCUCACAUCCCCCUGAAGGUUUCCACAACGUCUGCAUCAGCUUGUCCCCUUACAUAGCACGGAGACGAAGAGGCCACGGACACGUCCGCAGGAACAUCCUCCCGUCCUCACAGUACUCUAGAGCUGUAUUGCCUCCACCUCGGUGUCUCAUCGGGGCCAGAGACAGAAAUAAUGGGGCAAACCCCCUAAGAGACGACACAGGUGAUCUAAGACCGGAUGAAAAAAACCUUGAACGUUAUCAUCAUCCAUCUGUCCUAAUGAGGGACACAGAGUUACGUGGCCAGGAAAAUGGUGGUCUUUGGGUAACCAAAUUAUCAGAGCCACCAGAACCUCCCAGGAGAUUAGGCCAUGCUACUCACUGGAGCAACACGGGAACCGAGACCCUCAGACCCCAAACUCUCUGUUCUGAGUCAGACUCCAGCAGCUCGGAGGAGACUUUCUGUUACUGUCACAGACCGUACUGUGACAUGUGUUCGCCACCUACCUGUGACUCUAGUGACAGCUGUACCACUGACACGGAGGCUGCCGACCACCUGCAUGGGUGGCCAAGUCAUCAGCGCAACGUGCGGCCGGUCAUAAACUUUACAGAGGACCUUACACCAACUUUUGUUUGACAGUGAAACAGGCUGCACUUUCCUGUGACCCCCUCCCCCUUCUGUCCCUACAACCGCAUCUCCAUUGCACU